Molecule: messenger RNA, 2137 nt
Organism: Mytilus trossulus (common blue mussel)
Lineage: Eukaryota; Metazoa; Mollusca; Bivalvia; Mytilida; Mytilidae
Product: U3 small nucleolar RNA-associated protein 18 homolog
Exons: 14
Coding region: 1-1644 (547 amino acids)
Biological process (GO): rRNA processing
Cellular component (GO): Pwp2p-containing subcomplex of 90S preribosome; small-subunit processome
Molecular function (GO): protein binding
Source: RefSeq, a predicted model, not a curated record
AUGACAUCCUCUAAGUCAUUAUCUAAAGGUAUCAUACAGAUCAAACAGUGUACUGAUGGAAACAGAGAUAAUCCUGUACAGGUGUUACAAUGUAUACUGUCCACUGGAGAUUAUAUCACGUCUUCUAAGUCAUUAUCUAAAGGUAUCAUACAGAUCAAACAGUGUACUGAUGGAAACAGAGAUAAUCCUGUACAGGUGUUACAAUGUAUACAGUCCACUGGAGAUUAUAUGACAUCCUCUAAGUCAUUAUCUAAAGGUAUCAUACAGAUCAAACAGUGUACUGAUGGAAACAGAGAUAAUCCUGUACAGUCCACCAGAGAUUAUAUCACGUCCUCUAAGUCAUUAUCUAAAGGUAUCAUACAGAUCAAACAGUGUACUGAUGGAAACAGAGAUAAUCCUGUACAGGUGUUACAAUGUAUACUGUCCACUGGAGAUUAUAUCACGUCUUCUAAGUCAUUAUCUAAAGGUAUCAUACAGAUCAAACAGUGUACUGAUGGAAACAGAGAUAAUCCUGUACAGGUGUUACAAUGUAUACAGUCCACUGGAGAUUAUAUGACAUCCUCUAAGUCAUUAUCUAAAGGUAUCAUACAGAUCAAACAGUGUACUGAUGGAAACAGAGAUAAUCCUGUACAGUCCACCAGAGAUUAUAUCACGUCCUCUAAGUCAUUAUCUAAAGGUAUCAUACAGAUCAAACAGUGUACUGAUGGAAACAGAGAUAAUCCUGUACAGUGUAAACUAAAUUCUGCCGAGUUUCAUCCAACCUCACAAGUGAUGCUGGUAGCUGGUAUGAAUCAGACUCUAAAUCUGUUUCAGGUUGAUGGCAAAAAUAACCCAAAGAUACAGAGUAUAUUCUUAGAGAAUUAUCCAAUAUACUCAGCUCAUUUUAGUGCCAAUGGAGAGGAGGUUAUCAUGGGGUCAAAACAUAAAGGUUUUCAUUAUUAUGACAUGAUGGUUGGGAAGAUGAUCAGUGUACCUCCUGUUAAAGGUUUAGGAGAAGUAAAUAUGAAGAGAUUUGUUGUGUCACCUGAUGGAAGAUUUAUAGCUUUCCUAGGAUUAUAUGGAAAUAUACACUUAUUAUCAGCCAAGUCAAAAGAAUGGAUCUAUACACAGAAGAUGAAUGGUAGUGUAGGUGGGGUUUGCUUUUCACAAGAUGGAAGUACAAUGUAUUCAUAUGGAGAUGAUGGUGAUGUAUAUAUAUGGGAUAUGAAGACACGUGAUUGUAUACACAGAUUUAUAGACGAUGGAUGUACAAAGGGAAUGUCUAUUGCUGUUUCUCAUGAUCAUAAUUUCUUAGCUUGUGGAUCAUAUAGUGGUGUUGUGAACAUUUACGAACCAUCAGUGUGUCUUAAAUCUAGGUCACCCAAACCAUUGAAAGCAUUAUUAAAUUUAACAACACCUUGUACGAACUUAGUAUUUAAUUCAACAUCAGAAAUAUUAGCAAUGUGUUCAGAUUCUGCAGAAAGAGCAGUAAAGUUAGUACAUGUGCCUUCACAGACAGUGUUCUCUAACUUUCCUGAUAGACUAGAUGCUAAAUUACGUAUCCCUUUGUGUAUGGACUUCUCCAGAAAUAGUGGUUAUUUUACAGUUGGAACAAACAAGGGUUUAGCCCUACUUUACAGGGUGAAGCACUACAGCAACUACUAGACAUAUCUAUAAAACAAAUAAUUGACAUGCAGGUCACCUAAAAGAAGAUAAAGAUCGGUGAACAUAAAAAAAAACCCAGAUUCAACAUGUACUUUACUGUAUAAGUCUGUUUAAGGCCUUAAAUAUUAUUUGAAACUAUGGAGAACAGACUUCCAUAAAAAAAAAUGGAGUUGAGCUUUUUAUCAAUUUACUUGAAACUGUUAGUAAUGUUAUCUUUAUGGUACGUGUAUUACAGUGACCUUUUAUAACUUAUUCUGAAUGUAGUUUAACAAGAAUAUGAAUAGUUGUUAGUAAGUGUUGAAAACUGUCUAAGACAUUUGAAACUUUCGAGCGCUUGGAAUAGUAUAAGUAUUAGAUAAUUUAUAUUGUAUGAUAAUACUUUUAUCGACAUUUGAAAUCAUAACAUCCAUGGAAGUUACAACAAGUACUUUACAAAUUGUCUGUGUAUCUGUCACAAUAUUUAACAAAUCUAAAUUAAAUGAUGUGAAAAAGU